AUCACGGAGAAUGUGGAUCUUUCCUAAUUUAGGUUAUUGAGGCUAUUCACCCUUGACAGUACCUACAUUCCCGGGCUCCCGACGAACCGUUAUCCCUUUGGCGGAAAUAUUGAUCGACUAUACUUUCAAGGAUGUAAAUAUCCAAGACCUACUGUGGAAUGUAGAACUCGACCCUUGAUGACCGCGUUUCUCUCUUAAGACUUCACUUCCCCAUAUCUCACACUCUCUCUACCUUCGUCUUUUCACUCUCUUUACACUCUCACCUCUAGUCCUUCUUUUCCAUUCCCUAUCUCUCUCUCCUUACCGCAAAAAAAAAAAUGAAGUUCAUCACCGCCAUUGCAGCUUUCCUGCUUGCCGUCACCGCGGAAGCCGGUGGAAAGAAGGGUUGGGGCGGCGACUACCCUCCGAUCCCGGGCGACAUGACCGUGAAAGAGGCAGCAAAGAAGUGCGGUGACCAGGCGCAGCUCUCCUGCUGCAACAGGGCCAUCCGCGCCGGCGACAAGACUGAUAUCGGGGGCACUCUGAAGAACCUUAUUGGCGGUGGAUCUGGCGACGAAGGCGUGGAGAUUUUCGACCAGUGCUCUCAUCUCGGUGUUCAAAGUAAGAUUACUCGCCUUUUUGUGCAUGAUGAGAUGCUAACGAGACAGUUCCUAUUAUUGCGAUUGCUGUCCAGAAUAUUCUGAAUGACGAAUGCCAUCAGAAUGUGGCCUGUUGCCAGACGAACCCCGGCAGUGCAGUAAGUCAGUCCUUUCUCAAACGUGGCAAGAGUCUAACGUGGUAUAGAGCAACGACUUGAUUGGUGUCGAGCUGGCCUGUAUCGCACUUGGAAAUCUGCUGUAGAUGCGGUGCGGAUGGCGGAUGCGGACUGUGUUUCUUUCAUACAGAUAUUUUAUGCUCAGUCACGUAAUACAUUUAAUCUUACUAUCGAAUACCCGCAACUGGCAUCAAUGCCUUGUGCCUUAAACCUGGCAAGUCAAGUCACGCCUUGAUCUCAAUCUUCGGAUCCCGCACCAUGCAAUACAACUUGCACGCAUCCCACCCAUCCACACACUCAAUCUCCUUAACCAGCCUAAACCCCAACCUCUCAUA
Aspergillus novofumigatus IBT 16806 is the source of this 1089-nucleotide messenger RNA. RefSeq names its product hydrophobin family protein. NCBI's taxonomy places the organism in Eukaryota, Fungi, Ascomycota, Eurotiomycetes, Eurotiales, Aspergillaceae. The coding region runs from base 318 to 683 and encodes 121 amino acids. The transcript is spliced from 2 exons. The record is from RefSeq and is a predicted model, not a curated record.